GUCGGGCGAGCAGGAGAAACAUUAAAUGUCUUCCUCUUUCAGAAAGCGAAAUAUUGCACUGCAAGGGGACUAGGGGAGCAGUGCAAUAUGUUUGUGGCUAAUAUUUAUCUUAUGGGAGCCAUGUCACGUGGUUAUUAUUAUUAUUAUUAUUAUUAUUAUUAUUAUUAUUAUUAUUUUAGAAAAAAGGGACAUAUCAAGGGUGAAAAAAAGCCCACAAUGGCGCUAUUCCUGCAAUGUUCAGAUGAAAAUAAAGAAAUAGAGAGGCAGAGUCAUUUGGAGCAGUCUCGAUAUUCCACUAUUGAAAGAAUUUAAGCAGUAGUAUAGAAGUAAUUCAAAAGGCUUUCCCAAAAUUUACCAGCAAGAGGUAUGAAAAAUGAAGACUGGUUAACUCUUUCAUAAGAUAUUUGUUGGACAGUGUAAGGAUGAGUGCGAGUGGAAAAGUCGUGCAACUGCGCCGCGGGGAGGGUACGUAGAGGCAUAAAAUUAUCAAGUUCAGCAGAGGUGCAGUCAGGAAAACAUAUCGACAGAAGAAUUUACAGAAAGGAAGGCAACUCUGCGGCAGAAUCGAAGAGGCAGGACUAGCAGUAAGAGGAGGGGAGGGCUGCGUGUGGAUUCCCCCCACAGGGCCCACACGCAUGGAGGAAAAGUAAACGGUGGAGACGAUACAGAAUGCCUACCCUCGAAGUUGAUUUAGCAGAGGCAGCAGAGGAAUUGGUUGCCAAGAGCGAAGAGUCAGAAGAGGAGGAGGAGGAGGAGGAGCGUCAGCAGUGGUCACAUCCCUUCGAGUUCCUCCUCUCCUGCAUCGCCAUGUCCGUCGGGCUGGGCAAUGUGUGGAGAUUCCCAACCACGGCCUUCGAGAACGGUGGGGGCGCCUUCCUCGUGCCCUACUUCAUCGUGCUCAUCUUCAUCGGCAAGCCCGUGUACUUCCUGGAGCUCGCCCUCGGCCAGUUCUCGUCUGCGGACAAUGUGGGAGUGUGGGAUAUGGUGCCCGCCAGCAAAGGCAUCGGCUACGGCCAGAUGAUCGCCACCUGCUCAGUGAUGUCGUACUACGGCUCCAUAAUGGCGCUAACAGUGUUCUACUUGUUCCUGUCCUUCAACACUGUCCUCCCAUGGUCCGUGUGUGACGCAACCUGGGCGGACGACAACUGUGUCGACGCUGCCAAAACCAACUACAGUUUCAAUAACGAAUCCCAUUCGUCGUCUGAGCAGUUCUACUAUAACUUCGUGCUGCACAUGAAGGAAGACAUCAGCGACGGCAUUGGUGUCCCCGACUGGCGACUUGCGCUCUGUUUGCUCUUUUUCUGGACGCUGCUCUUCCUCACGCUGGCCUGGGGCGUCAAGUCCUCGGGCAAGGUGGCGUACUUCACGGCGCUGUUCCCCUACGUGGUGAUGUUCACGCUGCUCGUCCGAGGGGCGUCGCUGCCCGGCGCCGUAGACGGCAUGCUGUAUUUCAUCACGCCACACUGGCAAAGGCUUUUCGACCCCCACGUGUGGUUCGCUGCUGUCACGCAGGCCUUCUUCAGUCUGAACGUCGGGUUCGGCUCCCUCACCUCCCUCGCUUCGUACAACAGCUUCUCUCAGAACAUAUAUAGGGACGCGUGGAUCAUCAGCCUCACAGACACCCUCACCUCGUUACUUGCCGGCGUCACCAUCUUCGCCAUUCUCGGCAACCUUGCUCACGAUCUCGACACGGACAUCAAGGACGUGGUGCGCGGCGGCGGCGGCCUCGCUUUUGUCUCGUACCCCGAUGCCCUCGCUAAGUUCACCUGGGCCCCGCAGCUGUUCGCGGUGCUGUUCUUCCUGAUGCUGCUUACUCUGGGCGUGGGUUCGAUGUCUGGGAUGGUUUGUUGCAUCAGCGCCAUCAUCAGCUCGCACAUGCCGGCCACCAAGAGUGUGUGCGUCACCCUCGGCAUCUGUGUCAGUGGCUUCUUUCUCGGCCUCGUCUAUGUCACUCCAGGCGGUCAGUGGAUAUUGGCGUUGGUGGACUACUUCGGCGGCGGCUUCAUCGCCUACGUGCUGGUCCUUCAGGAGGUGGUGACCGUCGCCUACAUAUACGGCUUUGAUAAAUUCGUAAAGAAUAUCAAGUUCAUGCUCAAUAAGGACCUGGGACUGUACUGGAGGUUUUGCUGGACCUUCUUCGUCCCUGCGGUACUGCUGGUCAUCUUCUUGUACAGCAUGAUCUAUCCCGAGCUGCCCACCAUCUCCGGCAAGCCACUCCCGGACCUCGCUUACGGCUUCGGGUGGGCCCUCACCAGCCUAGCAUUCGGCAUUGUCCUCGCGGGCUUCCUGCAUGCUCUUUACCAAGCUCCCGGCGACACGCUUUUUGAGCAACUGCGUAAUGUGUUCCGGCCGAAGGAGAACUGGGGCCCCAAGAGGCGGAGCGACAGGUCCCAGUGGAACAAAUUAAUGGAAACAACUUCCCGCUAGUGUGUGUGUGUGUGUGUGUGUGUGUGUGUGUGUGUGUGUAAUAAUACAUUCAUGUUGAUUGUAACACCAAAAUGUUAUAAUGAACACAAAAUUAAGUAUCUUGGUACAAAGACAAGCUUAGCAGAUUUCAAGAACUAUAAUGCAUUCCUUAGUACGUUAAUGUAAGCAUUUUUUUUAAAAAUCAGACUAUAGUCGUGGUAGGGGAGGCAGUGGCUGAGUGGUCACCGUGGCUGCGGGGCGCCGAAUCCUGCCCGCCACCACGGGAUGACAAUAUUCAAUCAUCGCCGAGUGGCCUGAGGCUGGUCGGGUCACACGAGUAUUUAUUUCUGUAAUUUUUGACGCCGGGACUUUUUCACGCCGGUGAUUUUGCACCCGGUGUGGUUACACGAUGCUAGCCGAAACAGAGGGCGCGUUUAGGCAUAUAUUUGUUUGGGCAUAUGUUUCAGGUAGGCGGUGGAUGAGUGGUUAGCGUGCGGGCCCCGCAUUCACCGCGCCAUGGACGACGUCGGUUCGAAUCCCCACGCUACCAACUGGGAUUUUUCAGUCACCGCCGAGUGGCCUAAGACUACAAGACUACCCACAUGCUGUCCACAAGACCACCCAUCAACCCGGACCGUCAAGUGAAUCAAGAAUGAGUUCCGGGGGGCAGCAUGAGCCAAGCAUGAAUGGCGCCACUAUAAAAAGCGCCUGCGCCAUGACGGGCUUGGGCCUGAAGAAAGCCUACCGGCGCUACAGGCGAAGACGUAGAAAAAAAAAGAAAAAAAAACCAUGUAGAGCGGCACCAGGUAAAGACAAUUGAGAGAUAGCAAGGCAGUUAAAUCUUCUUUGAUGUCUUGCCGCCAGCUGCACUUUUGGUGAUCUGGGAUUCCUUGAAGGGGUGUAGUUGUAUGUGUUUGUCUGUUUGUGAGUGUGGGGGGGUAUCUCUCUCUCUCUCUCUCUCUCUCUCUCUCUCUCUCUCUCUCUCUCUCUCUCUCUCUCUCUCUCUCUCUCUCUCUCUCUCACACACACACACAAGAAAAAAAAGUAACAACGUAAAGGUGUAUGUCCAUUGAAAAGAAGAGAGAGAGAGAGAGAGAGAGAGAGAGAGAGAGAGAGAGAGAGAGAGAGAGAGAGAGAGAGAGAGGUGGAAUAGGAAAAGGAUUAGGGUGAUUAGAAGAGAAAGAGGGGGAGGAGGAAAAGGUGAAGCCAUGUUUCCAUCAAAGCGUUCUCAGUAUCGGGAAUACAAGACGCGCAUGAUCGUUUUCCUCCAUAUCGAGAACACAAGCCGUGUUUUGGACUAGCCGGUGCCGCCUAUAGCAAAAUUCUCGAGAUCGACGAUAAAAUUGCCGAAAUAAACGCUCGUGUGACCAGGCCUUAGACUACCCACAUACUGUCCUAGACCACCUAUCAAUCUGCGACCUCUAGCGAAACUCCUUAAACACGAACUCCGCGGGGCAGCAUGAGCCAGGCAAGAUGGCAUCCCUUAAUCUAGCUGGGGCCGACCAGCAGGCCUCAUAAAGUGAACUUUAGACCUUGCCCUCAAGAAAACCUACCGGCGCCAUAGGCUGAAAAUAAAAAUAAAUAAAUAAAUAAAAAUAAAAAGAUGGCUUCUAAAAGUAAGCUUUCAUAUAUGUCCCUCAAUAUUAUGAAAACCUCUACAUAGAAAUGAACGGCCUUGGGAGUUCAUUACCCUGACGCUUCCAAUAUGGCAGGAUCCACUCUGUAUGUCUUUCGGAUCUCAAUCAGCUUUUCGCUUUUAAGAUGUGAUCAUAUCCUCCUACACUUGUUCUAAUUUAUCAUUUUUUUCGUGAGUAUCCUCAUAAAUAUAUGUAAAA
Messenger RNA from Eriocheir sinensis (Chinese mitten crab), 4241 nucleotides. Its product is annotated as sodium-dependent nutrient amino acid transporter 1-like. Gene Ontology annotation, biological process: sodium ion transmembrane transport. Bases 670 to 2427 code for a protein of 585 amino acids. Lineage: Eukaryota; Metazoa; Arthropoda; Malacostraca; Decapoda; Varunidae. Gene Ontology annotation, molecular function: L-amino acid transmembrane transporter activity. The transcript is spliced from 13 exons. The record is from RefSeq and is a predicted model, not a curated record. Gene Ontology annotation, cellular component: membrane.